CCGAUAGGCGGAGUUUGACGGCAAGACUCAGUGGGCGUGGAUUGGUCAGAGGUCGCUGGUCUGUGGACAGCAGCGUAACCAUGGGGAACGCCGAAAGUGGAUCCUACAGAAAACGUCUGCUCGGCAUCUCUCCGGAAGAACAGGCUGAGAUCGAGCAACGAUUUGAAAACUUUUGCGGGGAAAAUAAUUCAACUAAGAAAUGCGUCCACUUAAAAACCUUCCAGGAUUCUGUAGGUCACGCGUUGCCAAGCAAUAUGACCCAAAGGAUCUUCAACGCCAUCCAGGGAGUGAACACCGGCAAUAAGUCUUCUCCUCCCGCUGCGGAUAUUAGCAAGGAACAAUUCAUGUUAUUCUUUGUGGACGUGCUUAGAGGGAACGCAGAGGAAAAAAGCUGGGUUAUCUUCCGCUUGAUCACCUCCACUAACUGUGAGCACGUGAAACGAGAGCAGGUUCAGCAGUUUGCACAAGAUCUAAUCGUUUCCAUGGUGCGCGUUUUGAAGCUGCAGAAUUUUCUAAAUGGUUGGAACGUGGAAGAGACACUCGAUAAUUGUUCAGGGGUUUCAAUCCUGGCCUCACAGUUUUUAUCACAGUUAAAAUCUGCAGAUCAGACGAAUGUUGACAAACCUGAGCUUUCACACGCUUUGUGUUCGAGAGCCUCCAUUGAAGAUUGGCUGUACAGGGUCCCAAUGAUCUCUACAUUUCUCCGAGUCGUGGUGGCACGCGGUUUAUCUGUGCUGAAGACCCACCCAGAGAUCCAAAGAGACCUCCGCAAUCUGGUCCCAACCUGCCGGGGUGUGAAGAAGCCUUCUUUUGUCAGCCUUCUGGACCUUCCGUCAGUCAUGUUCCUAAACUCCCACCUCCCGUCCGAGGUACAGCACAAAUGGCGCCUCCUUUUCUCCACCAGUAUUCAUGGCGAGAGCUUCUCAAAGCUGUGUGGACACAUUGUGGACCAAGGUCCCUGCUUGUUAGUCUUAAAGGACUCCGAUGGGUUCGUCUUUGGGGGAUUUGCAUCUCAGACGUGGGAGGUUAAGCCUCAAUAUCAGGGUGACACACGUUGCUUCUUGUUUACAGCAUCCCCAAACCUGGAUGUGUACACGUACACCGGAUACAAUGAUCACUACAUGUACCUGAACCACGGGCAGCAGACCAUGCCAAACGGAUUGGGAAUGGGAGGCCAGCAUAAUUAUUUUGGCCUGUGGAUAGACAGUGAUUAUGGAACAGGACACAGCAAAGCCAAACCCAGAUGCACCACAUACAACAGCCCCCAGCUCUCUGCGAAAGAGGACUUCACCAUUGAUUCCUUGGAAGUCUGGGCUGUUGGAGAUAUCCCCGAACAUCUACUGGCCAAAAACAAAAAGAGCAUCUUGGAUGUGGAUCCAGAGGCACGAGCAUUGCUGGAGAUGACCGGAAAAACUCGGCAAAGCGAAGGUCUAAGAGAUGUAGAAGAUGAUGAGUGUUAGGAGAUCCUGUAUGAACUUCACGUAACACAUGGAAUGCCACCAAGGUUUUGGGUCUAAUUUGAUUUCCUGUGUGUAAUUUAAGGGCUAGUUUGAAAUAGAAGCCCUCCCUCAUAACUAGAAUGGAAACAAAUCAAACUCCAGAACAGCUUUUCUUUUUCGAGAUACAGUGUUUUCAUCGCUGCUAUCCAACGCCCUCCCUGCGUUUGGAUUAGUCUGCGGACAGGCCUACUGGAGUCAGGCCGUCUAGCUGCGUGAAGGAAUUAUUCUACCCCUUGUUUGAUGGCUUUUUUUCUAACUGCUCUGUCCACGGAUAGCCGAAGCGAUGCUGUUGGGGUCUGAAAAUGACAUUUUUCUAUAAUGGUGCUGUAAUUACCUGCUGUUGUAGGUCCUCUCUACCUUAUGUGCUUUACCAACAACUAAGUCCUGUAAAAACACACAAACUUAUAUUUUAAGACUCUGCUCAGAGAUCUGAGAUGAGCGGUGAGUUAACUAAUCAUGUAGUCAUUUAAUACCGGAUUUUAUAGCUUAUACAUUUAAAACGUUGCUGUCACAAAGAAUUUUCAAUGUCUCUGCUGGUAACUGCAAUGUUUAGGAUAUGUAAGACGCCCAGACUUGUUUUAUUCAAUCUGUUUAUUUUACUUGUUUAUAAUAAUGGUUUAAAGGCUAAAUAAUUCUAUUUUAUUUUAUCAGACUCUCUAGAUCAUGUAUGGCGGUCCCAAAAUUCCAGAACAGAAUGUUUUGCACUGAAAUAUUAGUACUUUAUCCUCCUAACAUGC
Molecule: messenger RNA, 2236 nt
Organism: Pelobates fuscus (common spadefoot toad)
Lineage: Eukaryota; Metazoa; Chordata; Amphibia; Anura; Pelobatidae
Gene: MEAK7
Product: MTOR associated protein, eak-7 homolog
Exons: 8
Coding region: 81-1460 (459 amino acids)
Biological process (GO): TOR signaling
Source: RefSeq, a predicted model, not a curated record